CAGAAGCAGGAAAACGAGGUUUGACGUCACAUCAUAUCUUCCGGAAUGGUUCCUGUUUUGAUUACAGCAACGUUGAAAGGUUGAAAAUGGGUAGCUAGCUGCGAAAUCAUUGUUAACAGAGUGAGUUUACUUUACAUAUUUACCCGCUAGAGCAAUAUCAGUCAACCUAUAAUUGCCUGUCUCAUGACUCUCUACACGUGUGAUCAUGGACAACCGUUGUUAUUGUUGUGCAUCAAAGUUCAGCCUCUUCAAGAAGGAGCUGGGCUGUAAGAGCUGUGGCCGCGCCUUCUGCUCUGGCUGUUUGACUUUCAGUGCUGUGGUGCCUCGCUGUGGCAACACCCAGCAGAAGGUCUGCAAACAGUGCCAUGGUAAUCUGACAAGUGGAGAAUCUCCAAACAAUGCUGGAAAAUGGUCUCCUCCUGAAAAUUACAAAAAACGGGUUGCUGCACUUGAGGCCAAACAGCAAGGACAGUCAACACAGCCUCUUGCCCAAGGAGGAAUAAGAAACAACAAAGCAGGUCAUCUACCAACCAAAGGCCUGAAUAAAGAAGAUCAGGCUAUUGCUGAUAGACUCCAAAAGCUGAAGGAGGACACUGCACCAAAAUCCAUCGCCUCUGAGAAAGAGCUUGAGUCUCGCCUUGCUGCUCUGAAAGCUCCCAGCCGGCCAGUGCCUUCUACAGGAGAGAUGGAGAACCGCCUGGGAGUUCUACGUGGUCAGACUCCACAAUCUCAAGCUCCUCCACCUCUGCACAAACCUCCAGAUAACAGGACUCAGACUGAACAAGCCAAUGAUCUGAUUACUCAGAUGACAGAAGAAGUUGCCAUAGACGACCAGCAAACAAAUCCGGAAUGCAGUGUAGAUGGCCGUAUGAAUGAUCUCAACAAGGGGGAGGGGGGGACAUUGGAUGAGAAUUUGGAGGAGAACCAGGAGGGAGACAAGCAGCUGGAGACCGAGAAGGACCGUGUCCUGGAGGAGGCCAUGGAGGAGCUGAGGAAGGAGCGCCAUUCCCAGGAUCAGAUCCUCCACAUGGCCAAGAGGAUGGCGCAGCUGAAGGGGCAGGACCCAGACAAAGUUACUAUGGAGGACUUUCAGCAUCCUGACAGUGAGGAGGAGACUGAGGAAGAAGCUGUGAAGAGAGUUUUAAAACAGCUCUCUGAAGAGGCUGCAUUGGAUGAGGCCAGUGGCUACAACAUACCUUUAGAACACAGUGGACCAAAGAACACAGAAAAGAAAAAAACUGCUAAGAAACCGACGCAGGCUCCAGCACCCAAGAGUAGGGUUUCCCCGGCUGCUGUUGCACAUCCCCUAUCAGACAGUGAUGACGAGGAGCUUCCAUGGUGCUGCAUCUGUAACCAUGACGCCAGUAUUCGCUGUCACACCUGUGAUGGAGACCUAUACUGCAACCGCUGCUUCAGGGAAGGCCAUGAUAAAUAUGACAGGAAGGAGCAUCGCACCACUAACUACACUGGGCCAAAGAAGAAGAGGAAGACAUGAUAGUGAGACUGCGCUGUAGAUGUUUGCCUCAUCAGGCUCUGGUCAGUCAUCACUGUUAGACUUGUGCUUUAGACUUAAGUGACCUAUUAUUGUUUAUAAAACUCAGAAGAUUUAAACACUACCUAUUAUCUAAAACAAGCUGGGAACCCUUUAUUUUCACCAUCUUAUCUUAUCCAAUCUGUCCAUGGUGGCUGUAAACAUGCGUCUUUGCACAGAAAGAGCAGCAUCUUCUUUCUGUAAUUACUAACAGGGAUCUAAAUAAACAAAUACAAAAAACAAUGUGUAACAUUUAUGGCAAAGCAAGGCCUAGAAAUAGGCAUAACACUUUAAUAUCAUACGGUAUGGAUAAUAUGAAAAACAGAGCUCCUAUUUUUUCUGUAAUGGUAUUUUAGCAAAACAGUUUCUCCACAUAAAAAAAGGUUCAAGCUGUCCAACCGAAUGAAGCUUGAAAGUGUUUUCUUAUGUCUAAUUGUCCUACUUCCCAAAGGCUCAACUUAGGCACACUUUGCACUUGUCACCAUUUGAUUAUUUAAAGAAAACAUACAGAAAGCAGCCACAUCACGAGCUCAUCCGGAAUGAUGUACAAUCCCAGUAACUGUCAGCUCUGGGCUGAAGGAGUACAGAGGAGCCGGUAUAAAAGGAUUACUGAGGGCUUUGUUUUCUUUUGGCAUCCACUGCAGUCACUCUUGUAAUCUAUGUUUGGCUGCAAGUGUGACAUGGGUGUUGCCUUCCUUGUCCUUGUGUGUAAUUCCAUUAUAAAGGAUGCAAAAGAGUUGGGCGCUACAGCAUGUCACAUCUUUUUAGUUUUAUUUUAUAACACUGAAGCCUUUAAAAAAAUGUAUUUCAGUCAUAAUAUUAUCACUUGACAAAAAUGUUGCAGACUAGCAGGUCUUCUCAGAAGUGUAGUCUUACAGUGUGGAUGGCCUCUGUGUCAGAGAAGCAAGAGUGGAAGUUAUGGAGGGGGGGGACCGAGCAAAUCAGCCGAAAGACCCUCUGCGUAUGACAGAGAGAAGACCAGAGUGCAGUUUCAUCAGUGUGCAUUAUUGUCAAGCUAACUGAGGAGAAACCAUAAUUACUCUUUCCCUCUGGGGGGCCUGUUCCAUUAAGGUUUGCAUGGAGGCCGUUACUGUGUUUGCCUUGUCUGGCCAUGUCAUACACACACACCACAGACAGGAAAUGGAUGAGGAUAAUGGAUGCAUACUUAAUGGACCUUUCCCCGCUGCUGAUUUUUCUGUGUUUACUCCUAGACUUGACAUCAACAUCUCCUUUGUUUCGCUCACUCUGUUGAAAGAUUUGUGCAUGAAAACAGAAGCUCGUAUUCUUUGAAUGACACGCUGCCAGCCGCGCUGCAGUAAAGUCUUACAGUCGUCUCAGGACAGUAGGAAAUAAUCAUUCUAAAGGCAAAUAAGUGUUUAAUAGCAGUAAUAAACAGCAAUUGUGGUAACUGGAUAGUUUUAUUGGUAGUAUAAAUUUAAUCGACAUGUCCAUAUUUAUUUGAAUGCUUGAAAUGAAUAAUACCUGAUACUGUUGGUCAGAUGUAACCCUUUUGAUGAUUCAUCAACAGCCAUGUCUUGAAAAUGUUCAAUUUUAUUUCGACAUACAACACUGUUAUUGGAACAAAAAUAUUUAUGUACAUAAAUAGGCAACCGAAAAUGUACAGUCUUACACAAAAACAAUUGUCCGUACAACUUUUAUCACAUGUGGAUUAUUGUUAUGUUUACUGGAGACAAAAUGUUAGCAGUCCAUAAAUUAAAGUGAAAUGAUAA
Cottoperca gobio is the source of this 3261-nucleotide messenger RNA. RefSeq names its product zinc finger, FYVE domain containing 19 (gene zfyve19). The record is from RefSeq and is a predicted model, not a curated record. Gene Ontology annotation, cellular component: cleavage furrow; centrosome; midbody. Gene Ontology annotation, biological process: mitotic cytokinesis checkpoint signaling; abscission. Bases 206 to 1495 code for a protein of 429 amino acids. Gene Ontology annotation, molecular function: phosphatidylinositol-3-phosphate binding; metal ion binding. The transcript is spliced from 11 exons. NCBI's taxonomy places the organism in Eukaryota, Metazoa, Chordata, Actinopteri, Perciformes, Bovichtidae.